AGUAUGCAGAGCUGAUACUGGUCUGCCCUCAACUUUUUGUGGGCUUUUUCCAGAAGGCUUUGAAUAGGGCAUCCAGCCGCUGUAGGCGGUUAGAUGCUUCACCCAUGGAGUUUGGGGCAUAUCCAGUGCCUGCCAUCUUGCAAGCAUUGCUGUCAGAGCCACGAGUAUCUGCGGCACUGACACACAGCCCUAUGAAG
This is a messenger RNA of Pelobates cultripes (western spadefoot toad), 197 nucleotides long. The record is from the annotation of a GenBank genome assembly. NCBI's taxonomy places the organism in Eukaryota, Metazoa, Chordata, Amphibia, Anura, Pelobatidae.